ACCGCACCGUAUACAUUGCAACAUUCGACCUGAUUCUGUGCGGUCCCGUGGGAGCACUGGCAUGUCGUUGACGUUGCUCGCCGGCUAUCCUAUGUAAAGUAAAAUCCACCCCGCCAUGGCCGACGAUCACGACAAUUCUGCCACCUCGCUCGCGAGUCUACAGCCGCCCGACGAGCCCACGGAGAGAGAGACCGCCGCCGGCAUUGUCCCCAGUCACGGCAUCAGUAUCAAUUUGCCUACUCCCGCCGGCGAGGGCGAGGGCGAGGACGGUCACCACUUCAGACACCCUGUGCGACAUGUAUCCGCACCGGCAUAUCAGAGUCCCCUGCGACACCACCGCAGGGCCCCGUCCAGAUCAAAAGGCGUAAAGGAGACGCUCGAUGCACGGUCACACUACGGCAGUAGCGACGACGAUGGUGGAGCGGUACAUCGCAUCAACCAGUAUAUCAUCAAGCAAGAGAUUGGCCGGGGGAGCUUCGGAGCAGUACACUUGGCUGUGGACCAAUACGGGCACGAAUAUGCUGUCAAGGAGUUCUCCAAGUCUCGUCUCCGCAAGCGAGCACAAUCGAAUCUCCUGCGGAAGCCGAAUCAGGCUCGGCGGCCAGGUCAUCUCUCUGCAGGCGUGGGCUUCAACUCGCCUCUCCAUCGGCAUACGUCUUCCGAUAAGCUGAAUGGACCCAACAAUUCGCUCGAGCUCAUCAAGGAAGAAAUUGCCAUUAUGAAGAAACUGGAUCACCACAACCUAGUCUCGUUGAUUGAAGUCCUGGACGAUCCGCAAGAAGACUCGCUUUACAUGAUACUCGAAAUGUGCAAGAAGGGCGUGGUGAUGCACGUUGGCCUGGAUGAUCGCGCGGAGCCAUACGACGAAGACAAGUGCCGUUGCUGGUUCCGUGAUAUGAUUCUGGGCAUUGAGUAUCUGCACGCUCAGGGCAUCAUCCAUCGGGACAUUAAGCCAGACAAUUGCCUCAUCACUCAAGACGAUGUCCUCAAGAUUGUUGAUUUUGGCGUCAGUGAAAUGUUCGAGAAGGAGUCCGAAAUGCACACGACCAAGUCAGCAGGGAGCCCAGCGUUCAUGCCGCCAGAGUUGUGCGUGGUGAGACAUGGUCCCAUCAGUGGCAAAGCUGCCGACAUCUGGAGCAUGGGUGUCACCCUGUACUGUUUGCGGUAUGGGCGUAUACCAUUCGAAAAAUCUGGGAUGCUGGAACUAUACGGGGCGAUCAAGAAUGAUGAUUUCGACUUGGAAGACGAAAAGGAUGAGAACUUUGCAGAUCUCAUGCGCAGACUGCUUGAAAAGGACCCUGAUAAGCGCAUCACAAUGGCAGAACUUCGAGAACAUCCUUGGGUGACAAGGAAUGGAACCGAUCCGAUGAUGCCAGCUGACGUGAACUGCGCCACGCUGGUGGAGCCCCCCACGGAUGCGGAGAUGGAGGAAGCCAUUACUGGUAAUAUGGUUCACCUCAUGACGGUCAUGAAGGCCGUCAAGCGGUUCAAGAAGCUUAUAUAUCGAAAACGUCCUCAGUUCAUGGAAGGUCUUUUUGGGCGGGAGUCUCGCCUGUCGGCACCCCCAAGCAAUCUCUCCCGGGAAACACAAAGUGCCGACGCAUCAGAUCGGCGACCAGUGGAGUCCGCAUUGGCCACGGAAGGCGUCCACCGGGACAUGGACGAUCAGAUCUUGAAAGGGGCAGAUAUGCGUAGACUGGAGCUCGAGGAGACAUCUACGAUGCCUUCAUCUACAGAUAGUACGGGUGGAACAGAGGGCAGAAGCCUCGCACCAGAGUCGCAUCGCCCGUCAAUUGCUCAACCGCUUUCCGCUGAUGAGGACUCUCUCGCACGGCCAUUCCUAAACCACAAAUCGAGCACUUUUCCUCUCGACGACCGAGGUAAGGGGCAUGCGCAUGACCCAUUGGAAGACCAAAUCUAUCUCCGUAUUGGUGCUGGUGGCAGUGAUGGCAAUGACGACGAUGAUAAUUUUUUGGUCUGCGAAAGUCCUGGUGGGACGGACGAGGACAUCUACGAAGCCGCAUAUCAAGAAGAGCUCAAUCGCAUCAUUCAAGACCGCGAUAAUGCUGGAUUGGUUUUGACGCGUCGAGUGGAGCACAUAGAACGUCUUCGUCGGCAUCCCAAUGUUCUGGCAUCUUCUCUCAACCAUGCGAUCGACUUUGCUACCGCGACAGGGAGUAAGGCUCAUGCUCGCGCACGCACCAGUCGACUCGCGUCUUUUGCGCGAGACAAGAGAGACCGGGCUCGAGCUAAUGUUAAUGAGCGCAUUGAGCAACGUGCGGCCGAUCGCGCGAUUGACGAUGUGCGCGAUAAUACGACUCCUGCUUUGAUGAUCAACGACGAGACGGCCGCAUCUCCACUGCCGAGUCCUGUGAACAACUCUAUUCCCAGUGGCCUGGCCACUCCGCCUUCGCGAUCUCGUACUCCUAACAGCGAACGACGUCUCCGCGAUGCUGCCAAGUUCCAAGCUGGACAGACUCUGAAAGGCGUCGCCCGACGACUGAAUGAGACUGCGUCCAGAUUGGAGGCACGCAGUAGCGGCAGUACCAGUAGCAACGGCAGUGGACCGGUGUCACCCUACCCGGAGACGUGAUGCAAGCAGCAGCAUUCUGCUACACAUAAAGUUACCUGGCUACCUAAUUGGCAAAAGACUGUAUUGACGUAUUGUAUAAGACGCAUGAGAAGCAUGGAGACGAGAGAUGGGAAUACGUUGGCAGCAGCGCUGGUCGCAUGCUGUUGGAGUGUUCUGUUCGUGUUGAGUACAUGUGUGCGUUAGCGCGGAGUUUGGGGGGAGCGGAAAGUAAUAAGCACAUGAAGCAUUGUUUUUGAUGGAGGAGUAGGAGGUACGUUUAUGGCAGCAGCAGCAGCAGCAGCAGCAGAGUAACAUGGAUAGAAAUGUCAAGAGUUUGCCCAUGAGCGCCUGUGAUGGUGUUUUGAAGCAGAUGAAUUACAAGACUGUGUGAGUGAUGAUGACUCGCUCCCUCCUUCCAGCGGCCACCAUCUUUGAAAACAGUUCAAUACCAGGAUGAAGUAGAUAUGUUACAUUUCAGUUAUAGAACGUCUAUAACUUGGCAUGAAUUUUAUCAUCAUGGACAAUCAAGGCCGAAGCUUGUUGUAAACUGGCAAUGGCUUCGGAUUCGAUUCGAGAGACGAGAGUUUCGCAGGAAGGGAUAUCGUGAAUGAGACCGACGACUUGACCAGCUGUCCAGACCCCAAAAUCCGGAUCUCCAUUCACAAACACCUGUCUGCCCCUCGCUCCACUCACCAACGGCCCCACAGCCUUAAACUCCUUUGUCUCCGGAUCAUUUUCAAUCCGAUACGCCUCGGAACUAACUUUAUUCUUAAACAACCUCGAAGUAUUUUUCCAUUUCCGCAACACCAAUUGCGUAUCCGUCUCCUGCGCAGCCACAAUCGACUCUUUAAUCUUCACAUGUAUCGGCGCUUCCAUCGUACACAUGAAUCUCGUUCCCAUAUUAAUCCCCGCGGCGCCCAAAUUUAACGCCGCUGCCAAUCCUUGUCCGUCGCAGAAUCCUCCCGACGCAAUGAAGGGGAUGGUUAGAACUUGACGCGCGCGGUUGAGCAGGAUGAGGUUGGUGAUGUCUGUUUCGCCGACGUGGCCUGCACAUUCGAAACCGUCGAUAGAGAGAAAAUCUACGCCGAGUUUGACGGCGCUGAGAGCGUGCCGGAUUGUGGUGCAUUUGUGGAGGAUUAUGCAGGGGGGAGAGGCUUCUUUGAGCAUUUUGAUGAUGGGCCCGGGGGAAUUUCCUGCGGUUUCGACUAUGCGGAUUCCGGAGUCGAGAAUCGCUUGGGCGUAGCCGGCGUAGUCCGGGGGGUUGAUGGAGGGGAGCAAGGUGAGAUUUACGCCAAAGGGUUUGCUCGUGAGGGUUUUGCAGCGUUGGAUUUCGGCGCGGAGAGCGUCCGGGCUGGGUUGUGUGAGGGCUGUGAGGAUUCCUAGACCUCCCGCGUUGGAGACGGCGGAUGCGAGUUCGGCGUAUCCCACCCAUUGCAUGCCGCCUUGAACCACUGGCACACGGAUGCCCAAUUUGCGGGUGAGAGCAGUAUUGAAGGGCAUGAUUGUUGUGUUGGUGGUGGUGAUGGUUCUGUC
Messenger RNA from Sphaerulina musiva SO2202, 4105 nucleotides. RefSeq names its product Pkinase-domain-containing protein. The record is from RefSeq and is a predicted model, not a curated record. Gene Ontology annotation, biological process: protein phosphorylation; intracellular signal transduction. Gene Ontology annotation, molecular function: protein serine/threonine kinase activity; ATP binding. The transcript is spliced from 6 exons. Gene Ontology annotation, cellular component: cytoplasm. Lineage: Eukaryota; Fungi; Ascomycota; Dothideomycetes; Mycosphaerellales; Mycosphaerellaceae. The coding region runs from base 116 to 2593 and encodes 825 amino acids.